AUUCUCUUAUAUAACAAUUCUGAUUUGAUCUGAAUACUGAAAGGAAAAAAAAAAUGCUUGGGUAUUUUCUUUUAGCAACCUUUGCCGACGUUCUAUUUUAAUUCGCUGACGAAUGUGAUCGUUAAAAAAAGUUAAUAUAACAAUUAGCAGAUAUUGCAUGGUUAGACAUUUAUGAAACAAUGUUGCAGAAUCAAUAAUUCCCUGGGCGGUGAAAUGUGGAUCCCCCCCCUCUUCUUAUCAAGACCAAAACUUCCAUCACUUCUCUGCUUUAUAAGUUUUUAAUCUGCUUGUUUUCUUAAAAAAAAUAAAAUAAAACUGUUCGAACACCUCACGUUUUUCAACGUUUGGACUGUAUUAUUUGUUUAAUAUUUAUGAUAAGAACUCAAAAAUUAAGAAGAAAUGCGCUUUUAAAAGUUUUUAUAUAGGGAACAUGUCGCGUUGGUGUUAACUUUAACUGUAUAUGAUUUUGAGAAAGUUAUACUUUAAGACUAGUGAGCAUUAAUUUAAUCUCAUUGCUUUUCUUUUAUGUUUGUGCUAAAAAAAUAAAAAAAAGAGGUCCAAAUGAUGGCAGGAGCGUUUAGGUGACUUUCCGUUUUGGAUACUUGAAAAAAAGUAAUCGUAUAAAAUUAAUUUAAUGCACUUGCCUGGUUGAUUAUCAUUUCUUAUUACUUCAAAUGAAAGACAAAACUGCCCUGUUAUUUUACAUUUGCCACGAAUUGAUCUGUCAGUCCCUUCGCUGACAGCAUCGUGUUAGAUCAUAAGUCAAUAUUUGGAGACGUGGUGGAUCCCGAAGACGUUUAUUAAAAGGCCUUUACGCGCGACCGACUCACAGCUGCAGAAUUCAAAGAGGGGCAUCACAGCAACAGUGAGCAGUGUAAUGCAAAACUUGGUCGGCAAGGGGCUAUUUCUGAUCCAAGUUGAGCAUGCACUCACUCAAUGAGUCACCGAGUAGCUCUUGGCGACAUGUAGGCAGGAAAGCUGCGCAGGAUCAUAAACAGAAACGCCGCAUAUUGCAGCGACAUCUCAUAAAGUGGUGUUGGCCUUAAAUCUGCUGUAAAUCCGUGACAAUAAACAUGGUGGUGACAUUUAAAUUCUGCGCAUUCUAGUCACUGCACUAGACAAGAAUCGCUCUUUUAAUUAUGCAACAUAAUUUGCACUUUAAAAUUAGGUCUCUUAUUCAUUUGAAUAACUUUUGCUCAACAUUUUUUUUCGUCACCCAGACUUAUGUUUAUUCUCACUUGUUGCUCAUUACGUGCUGUUGUGACACUUGCACGUUUUAUGUCAAAGGAGAUCCCUUUGAAUUGUGCAAUGCAUAUUAAGUUCAUACCUUAAGAAAGCCCCCAAAACCUCAAAUCUCUACUCCUGAACUUUUACUGUUUCCUCAUAGCAUGUUGUCUUUGUUUGCGUAUUCAUACCAAAUCUUCUCCUCUUAGGUUUCCAAGAGUGAUUUCGAAAAGCAGCGUUCAGAUUCUACAACCCAAUUCGAGUGACCCAUUAUGGCCUGGUCUGGGUUGUUUCUUUUGGCUUUAACCACCAGCACCCGGAUGCUCCUGCAGAGAGAACACCGCAAAUCCCACUUGAUAACUUCGACAACCCCAUGGACUAUAUGCACCACUGGCCUGCAAAGAAGGGGCCAUGUUGCUCUACCGCAAGCAGGCGAAUCGCGAUGGACGCAUUAGGGAUCGUGGUUGUAGGUCCAAGUUAAACACUAACGUGGAAACCGAAAUCACAGAUGUUCCACAAUUUAGACAGGCAAAUAAGGUAUUCAGAGUUUGAUAUCCUCUGAGGUAAAGUGAUAAUUUCAUAAUAAAACAAAAUUCAGAAGGUCGUGUCUGUAGUUAAACGAGACUCCCUGUUGGUCUUUAGAGAAACAUACUUGAAAUGAAAAAGUCUCCGAUUUUCCUCCACAACUAAAGAGCUUCUACCUGAGAACAAACACUGCCCUGACCACCAAAAGCCCAUUCUGUCCUUUUUUUUUUUUUUUUUUUAGGAAACAUUAGACGGGCAGACUUGGCAAUCUAAAGUCCCUUCGUCAAUGUUCUUAAUUGAAGUUGCUGCUCUUCCCAAUUGAAUGUGGUUGACAAAGAAAAUGUAACACUUUAUGGUCAUCACAUAUUUUCUUUAUGUUCUGAGGUAAUAUUUGCCCCCCCGCCCCCUUCUAUUUAGCCGUUUAACUAAAUUCCCAGUCAGCAAUCUGAAAAUAUCUGCGACUGAUGAUGUCAAGAGACAUGGACGUGCGGGCCACAGCAUGGUGGAUUGUUAUUUGGUGAGUGCAUGUUAUUGGGGAGCACCAAUGAACGAGCAGCUGCAGCUCCCACGUGACCGCCCCCUCUCCUCUCCCAUUCAUCAGGGCUGGACUGUGUUGUCUUUUCAAUUCAUUUAUCUGCAGGAAUGAUUGCGACUAUCAGUCUAGAGCUCACCGUCUGACUGAGGAGGUGAAAGUUGCGCCACAGGAAGAUAAACCGCAAAAAGACAAUAUUGCAUGUAGUAAAUACAUGGGUUUUUUUGCGUACGCAUCGUAUGAGCGGUGCAGGGGAAUUCCUUCCGUCGUGAACGAAAAAAAAAAGUAAACAGAGAAUUCGUUGGAUUCGAGUUCAGAAGAGAUAAGCUGCACAGAGAGAGGAGGAGGAAGAAUAUCUGCGCGUGUUUUCUUUGAGUUCUGCGCUCAGUCGUCUCGAAGAGUCAAGACUGAAGAUGCUCUUGGACGCAGGACCGCAGUAUCCCACCAUAGGAGUCACUACUUUCGGCUCCUCUCGGCAUCACUCAACAGGAGAGGUGGCGGAGCGGGAAGUGGCGCUGGGGAUCAACCCUUUCGCGGACGGCAUGGGCGCCUUCAAGAUCAACCACAGCUCCCACGACAUCAGCUCCGGGCAGACAGCGUUCUCAUCCCAAGCUCCCGGCUAUGCAGCGGCGGCCGCCCUGGGACACCACCAUCACCCGACCCACGUUGGCUCCUACUCCACGGCGGCGUUCAACUCCACCAGGGACUUUCUCUUCAGAAAUCGGGGUUUCGGGGACGCGGCUGGGGCGCAGCACAGCCUGUUUGCCUCCGGCAGCUUCGGGGGGCCGCACGGACAUUCGGACGCGGCGGGGCACCUGCUCUUCCCAGGGCUCCACGAGCAGGCGGCGAGCCACGCGUCCUCCAACGUGGUGAACAGCCAGAUGCGACUGGGCUUCUCGGGGGACGUGUACGGCCGGGCUGAUCAGUAUGGGCAUGUCACGAGCCCGCGUUCCGAUCACUACGCGUCCACACAGCUGCACGGCUACGGCCCCAUGAACAUGAAUAUGGCUGCGCACCACGGAGCGGGGGCCUUUUUCCGCUACAUGAGGCAGCCCAUCAAGCAGGAGCUGAUCUGCAAGUGGAUCGAGCCGGAGCAGUUGACAAACCCCAAAAAGUCGUGUAACAAAACUUUCAGCACCAUGCACGAGCUGGUGACCCACCUGACAGUGGAGCACGUGGGGGGGCCUGAACAGACGAACCAUGUCUGCUUUUGGGAGGACUGCUCCAGAGAAGGGAAGCCCUUCAAAGCCAAAUACAAACUUGUAAAUCACAUCAGAGUACACACCGGAGAAAAGCCCUUUCCGUGUCCGUUUCCCGGCUGCGGCAAAGUGUUUGCCCGAUCGGAAAAUCUAAAAAUUCACAAAAGGACUCAUACCGGUGAGAAGCCUUUUAAGUGCGAGUUCGACGGCUGCGACAGGAGGUUCGCAAACAGCAGUGACCGCAAGAAACACAUGCACGUCCACACGUCGGACAAGCCAUAUCUGUGCAAAAUGUGCGACAAGUCGUACACGCAUCCCAGCUCCCUCCGAAAACACAUGAAGGUCCACGAAUCCACCAACCCCGGAUCGCAGCCUUCCCCAGCUGCCAGUUCAGGGUACGAGUCCUCCACGCCUCCCACCAUCGUGUCACCGUCCACAGAGAACCAGAGCAGCAGCUCCAUAUCACCAGCAGCUUCAGCAGUCCACCACACAACCAGCCACAGCACGCUGUCGUCAAAUUUCAAUGAAUGGUACGUGUAAAUAUUUUUGAAAAACGCACAAAAAGACAAUGGAAAAUUUAUGAAGACAUGAGGAAAAAAAAAAAAGGAAAAAAACUUUUUGGACCUUUCUAAGUGAGAAAGAUGGACUGGGAAAAAAGCAGGGGAGGUGAAGUUAAAGACUGUCAUCAUGCAUGGACAGAAACACGGUCAGCUCCUCCUUUUACUGAGGGACUGUACAGAAGCAGAUCUCAAAAGAAAAAGCAUGCUAUCUCCGAGUAGAGGCCUGAUUUUUUUUUUUCUUUUUUCUCUUUGCUUUUUUGUAAAUAUGGAUUUCACCAAACUGGAACCCACAGCAAGAAAG
This is a messenger RNA of Poecilia latipinna (sailfin molly), 4341 nucleotides long. It is a transcript of the gene zic1, whose product is annotated as zic family member 1 (odd-paired homolog, Drosophila). Gene Ontology annotation, biological process: regulation of transcription by RNA polymerase II. NCBI's taxonomy places the organism in Eukaryota, Metazoa, Chordata, Actinopteri, Cyprinodontiformes, Poeciliidae. Gene Ontology annotation, molecular function: DNA-binding transcription factor activity, RNA polymerase II-specific; RNA polymerase II cis-regulatory region sequence-specific DNA binding. Gene Ontology annotation, cellular component: nucleus. The record is from RefSeq and is a predicted model, not a curated record. Bases 2695 to 4020 code for a protein of 441 amino acids. The transcript has 3 exons.